AUGUCCGACUACAGUGAUUACGCACGUUUAUUGCAUCAGAUGCAGAGUUUUCGUGCAUCUGAUGAAGCCCGCGAGCAAUUCGUUAGCGAAAUCUUAUCAAAGUACCAGGCCCUGGCAGAAGAACAUGCCAACUUGAAGAAUGAUUAUUUGAGUGAAAGAGAUAUCAGGAGAAAUUAUCAGAGGACUGUUGAUGAGAAACAGGCCUUGGUGGGGGAACAUGAACGCCAGCUCCAAGCCAGUUCCUUCGUUUUGGCACUUAUUGAUGGUGAUGGGGCUAUCUUUGAAGACGCCUUACUCCAAGCCGCUGGUGGCGAUGGAGGCUCCGAGGCCGCAUCCCGUUUGUAUCAUGCGAUUCGGGGCCAUGUUGCGUCCCUGUACAACAACUCGGGCAACUGGCCUAUUAUGGUUCAGAUUUAUCUAAGCCUUGAUAAGCUGGCGAUCAAGUUGGCCUCGGUCGGCCUGCUUCGCUCUCCGCAGGAAUUUCGAGCUUUUGCGCAAAGCUUUAGCGUGAAUCAGCCAUUGUUUAGUAUUAUCGACGUUGGUCAAGGCAAAGAGAGAGCCGACCACAAGAUUAAGGAAAUGCUUCGUACAUUUAGCGAUAACCCUACCUGUCGACACAUCAUCUUCGGUGGCUGUCAUGAUGCAGGCUACCUUCUAAACCUCGAGCACUUCAAACAUGACAUGCUUAAAGCAAGUCAGAUCACUCUUCUGGAAACUACCCCAGCGUACAGAGGAUUCACCGACCUGAACAAUUUCAAGCGCGCUCGCUUCCAUGACGUUUUCAAGAACGAGCCUUUGCCCGAUUAUGCACCUCCCAUCAAUGGAUUUGGUCAGCUGGCGGUACAAUCUCCUGUACAACUUGCAGUACAGCCGCCCAUUCGUUCGAAUACGAACAACGUCAGCACUUCUCCUACUAUUAUUUCGAGGUCGGCGACGUCGCCUUCGCCCAGUGUAACUCCACUAUCAUCCACCACGCCGGGCGAGUCUAACAAAGACUCUUCAUGGGCUACCGUAGGCAAGACGGGUGCUCCCGCGAAUGGUAGCAUUUCGAUUGCCCCGAAUACUACUGCGACCACUAAGAAAAGUAAAAAGAAAUACGCUUAUUACAACAAGGCUGAGCAACGUCUCGAUGAGCCUCUCCCAUCAAAGGAUCCCGCUGCAGCAGCUUCGCUCGAAAUGCGCAUGAAGAAAGUGGGCAAGAAGGUGUGCAAUCAUUGGCAUCUCGGCGGCCAUUGCGAGAACGGUGCCUUUUGUAACUUCCAGCACGAACCAAAACUUACCGCAGGUGAGCUCAAUGCUCUACGUUACAAGACCCGCAGUUUGGCUUGUAAGAACAGAUACUGUGAGAAUAUCGAUUGCUACCUUGGCCACCAAUGUGCUCUUGAACGUGACCAGGGCUUUUGUCCGUAUCCCGAAAACUGCCACCUACGUAGCACCCACGGUAUGGAUAGGGUCAAAUACGUCAGGUACGACAAAGAUGGCAAUGCGGACUAUGCCCCCUAG
Pyrenophora tritici-repentis Pt-1C-BFP is the source of this 1503-nucleotide messenger RNA. RefSeq lists its product as uncharacterized. The record is from RefSeq and is a predicted model, not a curated record. Lineage: Eukaryota; Fungi; Ascomycota; Dothideomycetes; Pleosporales; Pleosporaceae. Gene Ontology annotation, molecular function: metal ion binding.